AUGCCGGAACACGUAGUCUUCAAACAUUUCAGCCUCAUUGUGCGGGAAGAAGGCAAAGCACAGCAGUACGAGUAUAAGUACUGCUUCAAUGUUUUCACCGGUGCAGCCAUUCAUUGCGCGCAGCACCUGAGCUCGUGGAAGGGAAUGAAGCGUCGCAAGGUGGCGCUUUUCAAGGAGGCAUCGCAAGACGUACGCAACGAGAUGCGCACCAAAUACGAGAAGAUGGCUGCCGCGGUAGAAGAAAAGCGCCGAGCAACAUCUGCUGCUGUUGCGGCAGUCCAGGCUGGCGGCGGGAAGCAACGCAUCACCGACUACUUGGAGGGAGAUGCCGCUGCGGCUAAACGUGAAGCUCACGAGGGCCUUGCGCUGAUGUUUGCGGCCUGCAGAAUCCCGGAGGUCACCAUGGACCACCCGCUGUUCAUCAACGCCAUGCUGCUCGUCAACUGCGCCGGCCACGGCUACGUCCCCCCCAGGAGGAGUUUCAUUGGCGGGGCUGGGCUGGUCGCUGUCCGCAAAGGGAUUGAGCAGGGGCUGGUGGGGAUUAAAUCGAGCUGGAAGAAGACCGGGGUAACAAUUGCGUCCGACAUGAUGACGGACAAAUGUGGGAGGGCGCAAGCGAACGUGCUUCUGAUUAACGACUCCGGCGCCGUCUUCAAGGAGGCGAUCGACUGCGGUAUGGAGCGGAAGACGGGGGGAUACAUAGCGGGGAUUCUGCAGCCGGUUGUGGAGGAGGUUGGACCAGAGAAUGUUGUCGCGUUUUGUAUGGAUGGGGGGUCGAACUAUGCCGCGGCUGUCCAGGAGCUUAUUGCCAAGUGGCCCCACAUUCAGCAGGUCCCUUGUGCUACGCAUGUGAUGGAUCUCCUGCUGGAGGAUGUGGGAAAGAUGGGGUGGGCAAAAGGGGUGGUGGAUCAGACUGGGGAGAUGAUUUCUUUCGCGCGCAACCAUCAUUGGACGCGCGCUUACCUGAGGACCAAGGAGUUGGUUGAGGGGAGGGUGCUGCAGCCGCUGAAGCCGGCGGGAACACGUUUCGGGACACAGUACAUUGCUGUGUCCCGCCUUUGUGAGUUGCGUAGCACCCUGAACGCGAUGGUGCUUUCCGACAAGUGGAAGGAGUGGGCCGUGGGGUCGCGGAAGGAUGCUGCCGAGGCAUUUUCUGGGCGGACUGACGCAGAUGCCACUGGGAUGAUGGGCCGCUUCUAUGAUGUAAUGCUGCAGCUUACGGAGGAUGUCAACAACGUCCUGGACGAGGAUGAGCAGCAGCUGAGUAGCACGGAGAAGGAGAAGAUCCGCAGCAUCAUCAAGGACCGUUGGGAUAACAACCUCGCCUGCGGCAUGCACGUUGCUGGCCGAAUCCUCAACCCCGCGAACCAGGAGGAGGAUAUCUUUGGCAGCGACGUCAAAUGCACCCGGGUUUUCAAGGCGUUAAUCAACCAGCACGUGGAGUUCCUCAUCGGCCACGACGGGAAGGGGAGGGAUGAGGGUCCAGAUUACUUGCUUGCCUUGGGUGACGGGCUGAGGGCUUUCUUGGACCUGAAAGGCAGUUUUGGGAUGCCGGAGGCGCUUGCACAGAGGGAAUUGGUGAAGGCGGGUAAGUACAGCAUGGUGAAGUGGUGGCAGUGGAACGGCACAGAUGCACCUCACCUGAUGCACUUCGCCGUGAGGAUGCUAUCUCAGCCUGUAUCGGCAUCCCCUUGUGAGCGUGGGUGGGGAACUUGGGAUGCAGUCCACACAGCCCGCCGGAACCGCCUCGGAUCUAAGAAGUGCCAGGACCUGGUUUUUGUUGCGCACAACUGGAAUGUUGUGCGCAACUGGCACUCGCGCGCAGAUGUGAUGCCGAACGUUGUGCCAGGGAUUGGGGACGAGCCUCCUAUCCCCGAGGGGUACAACGGGUUGGAUGAGACGGAGGUGGAGGAGGAGGAAGGCGAGGAUGACGUCCUGGAGGACGAGUAUGCUUAG
Closterium sp. Yama58-4 is the source of this 1956-nucleotide messenger RNA. The record is from the annotation of a GenBank genome assembly. NCBI's taxonomy places the organism in Eukaryota, Viridiplantae, Streptophyta, Zygnematophyceae, Desmidiales, Closteriaceae.